Erinaceus europaeus (western European hedgehog) is the source of this 4469-nucleotide messenger RNA. RefSeq names its product ribosomal protein S6 kinase A2 (gene RPS6KA2). The transcript has 22 exons. The record is from RefSeq and is a predicted model, not a curated record. Lineage: Eukaryota; Metazoa; Chordata; Mammalia; Eulipotyphla; Erinaceidae. Gene Ontology annotation, molecular function: ATP binding; ribosomal protein S6 kinase activity; magnesium ion binding. Gene Ontology annotation, biological process: intracellular signal transduction; protein phosphorylation. Bases 138 to 2414 code for a protein of 758 amino acids.
GGCGGCGCGGGCCGGGCUGGAGGUGGCGGUGCCCGCCCUUUGUGCCCGCGCCCCGCCGGCCGGGAUCGGUCCCCGCCGUGCGAUGCUCCGGGGAUGCGCGCGGUCCGGCCCUGCGCACCCGGGCUGGGCGCCGGGCGAUGGAGCCGGGCAUGAGGAAGUUCACGGUGCGCAGGUUCUUCUCCGUCUACCUGCGCAGGAAGUCCCGCGCCAAGAGCGCCAGCCUCGGGCGGCUCCAGGAGGAAGGUGUGAAGGAGAUCGCCAUCAGCCACCAUGUCAAGACAGGCUUUGACAAGGCCGACCCCUCCCAGUUCGAACUGCUCAAGGUGCUGGGCCAGGGCUCCUACGGGAAGGUGUUCCUGGUGAGGAAGGUCAAGGGCUCGGAUGCUGGGCAGCUCUACGCCAUGAAGGUGCUGAGGAAAGCUACGCUGAAAGUGCGUGACCGGGUUCGGUCGAAGAUGGAAAGGGACAUCUUGGCAGAGGUGAACCACCCUUUCAUCGUGAAGCUCCACUACGCCUUCCAGACGGAGGGCAAGCUCUACCUGAUCCUGGACUUCCUGAGGGGCGGGGACCUCUUCACCAGGCUCUCCAAGGAGGUAAUGUUUACAGAGGAGGAUGUCAAGUUCUACCUGGCGGAGCUGGCCCUGGCCCUGGACCACCUGCACACCCUGGGCAUCAUCUACAGAGACCUAAAGCCCGAGAACAUCCUGCUGGACGAGGAGGGACACGUCAAGAUCACAGACUUUGGGCUAAGUAAGGAGGCCAUUGACCGUGACAAGCGGGCCUACUCCUUCUGUGGGACCAUUGAGUACAUGGCGCCUGAGGUGGUGAACCGGCGAGGGCACACGCACAGUGCCGACUGGUGGUCAUUUGGCGUGCUCAUGUUCGAGAUGCUGACAGGGUCGCUGCCAUUCCAGGGCAAGGACCGGAAGGACACCAUGUCUCUCAUCCUCAAGGCCAAGCUGGGCAUGCCUCAGUUUCUCAGCGUGGAAGCCCAGGGCCUGCUGAGGGCGCUCUUCAAGCGGAACCCCUGCAACCGGCUGGGUGCCGGCACCGACGGGGUGGAGGAGAUAAAGAGGCAUCCUUUCUUCGUCACCAUUGACUGGAACAAACUCUACCGGGGGGAGAUCAAACCGCCCUUCAAGCCGGCCGUGGGCAGGCCAGAGGACACUUUCCACUUUGACCCUGAGUUCACGGCACGGACCCCCACAGAUUCUCCAGACAUGCCCCCCAGCGCCAACGCACACCACCUAUUCCGCGGAUUCAGCUUUGUGGCCUCGAGUCUGGGGCAGGAGCCGUCUCAGCAGGACGCCCAGCGGGCCUCGGUGCACCCCAUCGUGCAGCAGCUGCACGGGAACAACGUCCACUUCGCCGAUGGCUACGAGGCCAAGGAGGACAUCGGCGUGGGCUCCUACUCCGUGUGCAGGCGCUGCGUGCACAAGACCACCGAGGCCGAGUACGCCGUGAAGAUCAUCGACAAGAGCAGGAGAGACCCCUCGGAGGAGAUUGACAUCCUCCUGCGCUACGGCCAGCACCCCAACAUCAUCUCCCUCAAAGACGUGUAUGACGAGGGCCAGCACGUGUACCUGGUGAUGGAGCUGAUGCGCGGGGGCGAGCUGCUGGACCGCAUCCUGAGACAGCGCUGCUUCUCCGAGCGCGAGGCCUGCGACGUGCUGCACACCAUCACUCGAACCCUGGACUACCUGCACUCCCAGGGGGUGGUGCACCGGGACCUGAAGCCCAGCAACAUUCUGUAUGUGGACGAGUCGGGGAACCCCGAGUCCAUCCGCAUCUGUGACUUCGGCUUCGCCAAGCAGCUGCGGGCGGAGAAUGGGCUGCUCAUGACGCCCUGCUACACCGCCAGCUUCGUGGCCCCCGAGGUCCUGAAGCGCCAGGGCUACGAUGCGGCCUGUGACGUCUGGAGCCUGGGCAUCCUGCUGUACACCAUGCUGGCCGGAAAGAACGAGAGGAACAGGAGCAGACAGCAUAAUGGUUAUGGAAAAAGACUCUCAUGCCUGAGGCUCCAGAGUCCCAGGUUCACUCCAUUUGCUAACGGGCCGGACGACACCCCGGAGGAGAUCCUGGCCCGCAUCGGCAGCGGGAAGUAUGCCCUCUCCGGGGGCAACUGGGACUCUGUGUCAGACGCAGCCAAGGACGUGGUGUCCAAGAUGCUGCACGUGGACCCCCAGCAGCGGCUGACGGCAGGGCAGGUCCUCAAGCACCCCUGGAUCGUCAACAGGGAGCAGCUGUCCCAGAACCAGCUCUGCAGGCAGGACGUGCACCUGGUCAAGGGCGCCAUGGCCGCCACCUACCUGGCCCUGAACCGCACGCCGCAGGCCCCACGGCUGGAGCCGGUGCUGUCAUCCAGCCUGGCCCAGCGCCGUGGCAUGCGGAGACUAACCUCCACCCGCCUGUAGGGGCAGCAGGGAACAGCAGGGCCACGGCUGGAGGGAGGGUCACCCCACAGCCUUGGGGGACCUGCUGACACCCCCCACUCUCCGAAUGCACUGGACCGUCUGCCCCCACACCUGGCUCUGAGCAGCGCGCCUCACGGCCAGUGCUUCUCUAGAGAGAUCUCUCCCCCAGACACCUGCGGUCAGCUCUCACCUGCACCUGGCCGUCGAGGGUAGAAGCUCCAGCUGACAGGAGGGGGGCCACCAUGGCAGACCCCAGCUUCUCCCAGUGAUCCAAAGAUUCCCUCCCCUGGUUCCUAUGGGGGUCUUUGUGAUUCAGGCCCCCAGAGGAAGGAGCCCCCCAAGAAUUGUCAAAGGGGGGGUCUUUGCCUCGAUGGUGACAUGUCUCUGGUGGAAGUUGGGGGUCAGGAGUACCAGCUGAAGCUGGGGUCCCCACCCCCCAGCCUAUGGGGGCCGGACCUCCGGGCAGAGCUGGGCUGGGGCCUUGGCCCCUGUGGCCGGUGGAUGCUCAGAGCCCCCCUUAGAUGGUUCCCCAUUUUUUGGGGGGGGAGCUGGGCAGUUGCUGAGCGCUUUGUGGAGACUGCGCCUUUAUGGUGUGUCUCUCACUGGAUGUUGAGUGGCGUGUGUGUGUGUGUGUGUGUGUGUGUGUGUGUGCGUGCGUGCGUGCGUGUGUUUGUGUGUGGUGUUUCCUGGGUGGGCACACACGGUGAGUGGAGACCCCCGGGCUGGAUGGGCCCUCAGGGGGUGUGAGUGUCUGCCAGUACCCCCCCCACCCCCGCAUCAAGGCUGCCUGUGUCCCUCUGCCUCCACACUCACUGGUACCAAAAAUGAGAACUACAGCUGGAAAACCGCUCCUUGGCUGGGCUGAGGUCCUCAGCCUUCACUGCAGACCAGCCCGGGUUCAGACCCCUGGUUUUAUUGUCUUCAGAGAACCACACCCAAGAGGGCAGAUUCUCUGGAGAGGAAAUGCAUUUGCCCAGGCUGACACCACACGGGAGGGUUUAGCUUGAGGAUCUGAAGGCCCUGAGCUGUUAUUAGAUGAGGCGGGUGAGCCUGGCAGCCCCAGAGUCUCCGGAUUCCCUCUAUUCAGUGCCCCCCCCCAAAGAAAAAGCAAGAGAGACAGAAGUUGAGAAGUCGGCUGUCCGGCUGUCCGUGAGUGGCCGGCAUGCGGGCGGCAAGCCUGUGGCAGGUGUCUGCACUUUGCUCCCAGGCCUGGAGUUCGAUGAGGGGAGAGUGGAAGCUGCCGGCCCUGCCCUGAGUCUGCACCCGACGGCCCCACACGACUGGUCUCACCUGUGCCCAUGCUCUGCCCCGCACCCCCACCCCCACUCCCAGCAGCCCUGCAGAGCCCGCUGUGCCUGAAUAUCCUGAAUGUGUGGGAAUAGCUCUGUCUGUAGCAAAGUCAGCGAAGCCAGGAAAGCGCUCGCACAGAAGGCAUGACUGCCCCGCAGCAGACUUGGCUGCCCCUGCUCCCACAGACGUCCCGUCACGGCAGAAACCACCAACUCCGGCGUCCCCACCCAGCACCCAGAGGUCCCUCCUGGCACCCACUGUGACUCGCACCCACCCCCCCGUCAAGCCUGGGGCACAGAGGGGUCCCCACUCUCCCAGGCCGAGAACCCCACCCCUGGGUGCUGCUGUGUGGCCUGGUGUCUUCUUGUCCCAGGACGAUGGCUGUCCUGACUCAGCCCACUGCUACCAGUAUUGGGCCCCAAACGGUGUUUUUGUCCCUGAGCCCCAGGCCGGGACCCUGAGCUUUGGAGACCCUGCACACAGCGUGAUGCUGUGGGGUCCGCACACCCGUGUCCCACCCAGCCUCUGCCCCCGUCCUCACCCGGUCACCGCGCCCACAGGGAGGGGACGCCGGACACCCGCCCCCAGCCCCCCGCCCGAGACUCAGCACUUUGUUUACAAGCCGGCCUUUUGUUUACAGCUCCUGUUCUGUUCACGCUCUCUGCCUGAGGUUCCAGGCGGGCGGCCCUGGACACGUAUUUAUGACGCUUUCCAGACUUUCUGAAUAGACCUUUUUUGAAUAAACAUGGGUUUUAUCAGGUCUCA